GUCAAGUGCAUCCUAUAAAACAGGAAAGACUCGAGUUAAGAGGCUCAGUGUUCGUCAACAUCCAUACAAUAAUCAGCGUCAAUUCAUGGAUGUUGAUGAUGAACAAACAUCAACGCAUCAUCGACAAAAGUUACAAGUAAAAGUUGCAGGAAAGCACGGAAGAAAGAAAAGGGCAAAGAAAAAGCUUCUAAAGCAGAAGAAACGAAGUAUCGAAAACGCAAAAAGAAUGUUAGAAAUGAAACAAGUUGAUAUAAUGGAAGGUAUUGACGAUGGAAUCGAAGGAACUUUAACCUCACCCAUUGUUGAUAAUCAGUUCGUGGCGGAAGCUAGAACAAAACGUUGCAGUCAAAGUUCGACUUAUUCAUCAUUAGAUAGUAUAGGGGAUUUCGUUAAUUCUACAAAAGUUCCUGCCUACAAUAUUCUCAUUCACCAAUCAUCUAAAGGAGAAGCGGAAAUUGUCGAUCG
Racocetra persica is the source of this 465-nucleotide messenger RNA. The record is from the annotation of a GenBank genome assembly. Lineage: Eukaryota; Fungi; Glomeromycota; Glomeromycetes; Diversisporales; Gigasporaceae.